AAGUAGGGCAAGUGGCUGAGGCUAAGGACUGCAAUUCCAUCCAGCCUGGUUCAUUUCAGUCAUCCGCUCAGUGCACAGACGGGACAAGGAGUGCAAUUUCAGCGCUGCUUCUUUGUCAAAGCCCCCCAAAAGAUACAAAGCUUGAAGUCAAAAUGGUAAAGUACGUGCUACAGCACAGCGAGCUGAAAUCCGAGGAGGUCCUGUCGGAGUCCGAUGCGUCCAUGGACCAGCAGGAUUUCGGAGAGAUGUCCGACUAUUCUUUCAGCGACGUUUUAUACUCCAAAUGUUCCGCAAUGGACCAAAUCGGCACUUUUAUGAAGAACGUACAAGUGCUGCUCGAUGCAGCAAAUUACAUAGAAAAUAUCGAGAAGAACAACGGAAAAUGUGAGCAUGGGUAUGCUUCAACAUACCCUGCAAACCAGACUGCACAUCAACAGAAACAACGUAAAUUCAAAAACAGGAAAUUGGACAAUAUUCACAAUAGGUCAGCACACAAUGAACUUGAAAAAAAUAGACGAGCACAUCUCCGCCUGUGUUUGGAGAGGCUGAAGUCCCUCAUCCCUCUGGGACCAGACUGCAGUCGGCACACCACGCUGGGAUUGCUCAACAAGGCCAAAGCACAUAUCAAGAAACUUGAAGAGGUGGACCGGAGGAGUCAGCACCAGCUGGAGACCUUAGAGAGAGAGCAGAGACACCUGCAGAGGCAGCUAGCCCAGCUGCAGACUCAUGGAGAGAGGGAGAGGGUCCGCACAGAAAGCCUGGGCUCACGGAUGGACUCUGACCGCUCAGAGUCUGACAGAGAGGAAAUAGAAGUUGACGUGGAAAGCACUGAGUUCUCCCAUGGAGAAAUGGACAGCGUAAGCACCAGUGGCGCAAGUGACCUGGACGACCACAGCAGCCGGCAGAGCUUAGCCAGUGACGAAGGAUACGCCACAUGCAGUCUAAAACUGGCCUUCUCUGCUUAAAGCACCAGCCUAUACAUUCACUUCAGCUGCAGUCUUUUAUGGCUUUCACCUCUCCAAGUACCAGCCUACAGCUCCAUUCUCCUUCGCAGUUUAGGUUCCCUGUCUUAAGAAGAACCAACCUCAAUCCCACCUGUACCUGACAAAUGAAACAUCUACUCCACCUGAGAACCAGCCUUAAGUUCAACUCAGUCUAAAAGUUUAAAAUUGUCUCCUUCCAGAAGUCAAGGGGCUCCUCUACAUCAGUCUGAAACAUUUUAUACAUCAGCCUCAAACUUAACUUCUCACCCAAUAUAGUUUCUUCAUUUUUAAAGUUGACUAAACCAAUCACCUGAAUCUCCCUUUACCCAUAGCCAGCUUGAAUCACCUGCACUCAAUACUGAUCCUGUAGAGGACCCACGAAGGGGAAACUCUACCUUUAGUCAAGUUGAUCUUCUGAAACCAGCAAAAACACUCACACACAAAAGAAAAAAAAAAAAAAAACAGUACCAGCUAGAAGCUCACCAUUGGGAACGUUUGCUCCAUUUGCCUUGUAAAAACAUUGCCCUUUUCUUUGGAUAAUAUAUCCAGAAGGCACUUCUUGUCAGUGAACAAGCCAGUGACAAGGGCUACAAUGUCUGCAUUCCAAAAUGUUUAUUACACUUCUAUAACCUCUGCUUUAGGACCCACAACCAUCAUUGAUCCACGUGGUGUCCCUCUUCUUGACUGAAGCACAGUCAUAUCCAAACAGGUGGUGUAGUCCACCCUUGUUAUUCUAAUUUAUUUUGCAUAUGAUUAUAGUAUUUAUUUUUGGUAUAUUUAAUUGUACUGUAGCUAGGUCUUGGUCAUGCUUGAAUGAAAAAAAAAAAAAACAACAAAAAAACUGCUGUUAAAAUUAUUUUUUUCAUUAUUAUUUUUUUAAUGUUUACCCAAUUACUUGAUGUAAUUAAUCCCCACUGAGGCAUAUGCAGUGCUACAGGUUUAGUGCAUUACUCAGUGGUGUUUUGCUGAAAGAAGGAACCAUCUCUUUCACACUGUGCGCAUAUUCUAUUUCAUUUUAUCUAGACAGUAAUAAGCUAUCCCGCACUUGUCCAAGUACAAGGUUCAAGCAAUAACGCGUCUAGUUUUUAUCAUAUCUUUAAUCUUUAAUGUUGGCUGUGUUUAUGACACACUUCUGUCCGUCCAACACCAAAUUACGGUUUGCUAGUUCUCCACUUGCUCCAGUAGUGGUAUCAGUUAUUAACAAUCAACAGUAAAAAUGAUUGUAAUUGAUUAAAAAGAAAAAAAAAAGCUAUGGUGCAUGUGUAUUGAAUGUAGCCUUUCUAAUCAUGUUGUAAUGUGCUUUGGAUUGAAAAGUCUUAUACAAAUGUCUGUAGCAUGAACAACAUACACACUACAGAAUACUAGUUUUGGUUUAUACUUAAAUGUUUAAUACAGUAUCUUUUUUGUAUUGUAGCAGAAAAAGUACAAGUUUGAAUCCUUGAAAUUAGGAGACUUCCCACUAAUUCAAUGUAUAUUUGACACAUAGAAUUGCACUGCUGACCUGUUGGAAUCCAUGAAACCAAAUAAGACAAUAUGACCAUCACCAUUUCAAUAUGACCAUGUAUCUGCAUUUUUCUGGUCCAAGUCCUAAGUAGAUCACCACCAAAUUGUGUCUUAACAUGGGUAUGACUCUUGCACAAAGUUCCUUGUUACAGGUCUUUUCUCCCCCCAACCUGUUUGGGAAACUAUAAAAUGCACUAUGAAAAAGACUUUUGUUAAGGAAGUACGUUGAAGCACACCCCAGAAUGUUUUCUCUUGUGCUUAAUCAGCCAUCCAAGGUGACUUUUUUGCAAAACAUGUGCUGCUGGUCCCCUGCUAAUACUUUGUUACAGUUCCUGACAACUGUCCCUGGAAUCUUAAUAAACCUCUUCUACCCAGA
This is a messenger RNA of Seriola aureovittata, 2862 nucleotides long. Its product is annotated as max-interacting protein 1-like. The transcript has 6 exons. The record is from RefSeq and is a predicted model, not a curated record. Gene Ontology annotation, molecular function: DNA-binding transcription factor activity, RNA polymerase II-specific; protein dimerization activity; RNA polymerase II cis-regulatory region sequence-specific DNA binding. Lineage: Eukaryota; Metazoa; Chordata; Actinopteri; Carangiformes; Carangidae. Gene Ontology annotation, biological process: regulation of transcription by RNA polymerase II. The coding region runs from base 153 to 965 and encodes 270 amino acids.